Phycomyces blakesleeanus NRRL 1555(-) is the source of this 2019-nucleotide messenger RNA. RefSeq lists its product as hypothetical. The transcript has a single exon. The coding region runs from base 1 to 2019 and encodes 672 amino acids. Gene Ontology annotation, molecular function: protein binding. Lineage: Eukaryota; Fungi; Mucoromycota; Mucoromycetes; Mucorales; Phycomycetaceae. The record is from RefSeq and is a predicted model, not a curated record.
AUGACCCUUGCUCGUGUUACAGCCACUCAUGUUUAUGUUCCCCUUAUAAAGCUCAAUAAAUUCGUUCAAAAAGGCAUCAAGUUCCAUUUAUCAUUUUCUUUCAUCGUCCUUAUCAUCAUUAAUAUUGUCAUUAUUAUGCUAGCAUCUCACUUGCCAUUCGAAAUAGUAUUCAUUAUUGCCAGCUAUCUCUUGACAAAAGACAAACUGAAUUGCAUACUUGUAUGCAAAGCGUGGAGACAGCCACUUCAAGACUCCUUGUGGAAUUCACUAGAAAUAACCAGUCAAAGAAAACUUAAUUCAAUCUGUAAUACACUCAAGCGUAAACGGUCGGUAUAUAAGAUACAUGGCGUAUACGUCAAGCAACUACACAUGAGUGGAGAGUGCAGAACGACAGAUCAACAGCUUUUAAGAAUACAAAAAUCAUUUCAAAACCUACAACGCCUUUACAUCGGAAGAUUUUGCUUGGACGGAUUAAACAUUGGAAUGCAAGUGGGCUGGACUUUGUGGAAAUCCUUGACAGAGCUGACUAUUGAUAUGCACAAAACAAGCGUGAUAUGCGAAAAAGAGCGAGAAAAGCUCUUUUCUUGUUUACCGUAUCUAAAACGACUAUGUUUUACACAAAGAAAAAACGAUCCUCCGCUCCCAUUUAGUCUUGAUAAUUUUGAAGACCUUCAUGAUUCUUUACCCCGGCUUGAAAUGCUUUCUCUUAAUAUUGACUUAAAAUGCAUCACUGAAAACGAUCAGAUACGUCUUUGGCAAGUCGCUCCCACAAAACAUAUGACGAAGAUAAAUUUUUGUGCACGGAGCAUGGAUAGCAAAUGGCUGUGCUAUUUUUCUCUAAAAUACCCUGAUCUCAACACACUUGGAUUGGAAGCCAUCGAGAACGACAAAAUCCCAGACUUUCACAAAGAAGAGGACUUGAGUGUAUUCUCAAAUCUCCCAGCCAUAUUUAUACAUCUCAAAAAGGCUAGCAUAAGAGUACGAGGCUGUUUCGAACGAUCUCACACCGUCUUGUGGAACUUACUAUCUUUACAUACUGUUCCAGUCGAGCAUCUAACGUACAGAUUUGAUUCGCCUCCCUACUCACCACAGUUGUCUUCAAUAGUCACCCGUAAAUGUAUGAUUUCGUGCUCAAACACAAUAAAGACCCUAUCAAUCGAAUGCAGAGACGAUCCUUUCAAACCAGAGUUGAUUGCAUCCGUAUUUAAACUUUGUCCUAACUUGGUCGACCUAAAUAUCGACAUAUUUCUGGCAACCAUUAUGUUGGACACUAUCAUAGAUUUAUGUGUCUCUCUAAAGCGGUUUAGAGCAUCAAACGGAUCACUCGAACUAUCCAAAAACGAGCCCAGAGAUCCUAUAAUGCAUGGACUGAGAAUCAUAGAGCUCACAAAUACUACAGCAAUUGCCAGUGUAUUUCAUUAUCUAUCUUUUCAUUGUCGAAAACUUAAUUACGCACGCCUGAACACGGUGAAGGUUAUCAGUAGACUUUCAAAUGAAACAGGAAAUUGUUUGGUUGACAUGCAUUAUACUCAAUUUAAAGUAUUGCACAUAUUCUACGUUCAGUGUUUUACAUCCUAUGCCACCAUGUUUGACGCCAUUGGGAUGAACAUCAUGGUCCUUUCGAAACCUCGAGUAUCCACAGAUGGACACACCAACAGACGGGGUCCUUUUUUAUCUCAAGGCACACAAUCAGAUACACCUACCGUACAAAUGUGGACCCACACAUAUUAUGAGAGAUUGAAGAACCGUAGAUGGGUGCCUGCCACUAGAGCGCUGAUGAAGAAAGAAGUUAAAUUCGCACGCAAAUAUUAUCAAGAUUUUGAGCGUAACAAAAAUAUAAAGAACUCAUUAGAAGUCGAGCGCUCGUGGACCGGAGAAUUGGUUUGGAACAACUGGAAAGAAGAUCUUUGUCGAGGAUAUUUUGUCCUAAAUUGUGGACCUAUAGAUGAAUAUUGUAUUCACCAGGAAAAAGGAUGUGACCCAACAUUAUUUAAUAGAAUAUAUUCUACGCUCGAUUAG